Messenger RNA from Thlaspi arvense, 447 nucleotides. NCBI's taxonomy places the organism in Eukaryota, Viridiplantae, Streptophyta, Magnoliopsida, Brassicales, Brassicaceae. The record is from the annotation of a GenBank genome assembly.
AUGGCGAAAAGACUAUUCUCGAUGGUCGAAUGCCAAUCGUUACUGGAGAAUUUAUCGCCGUUCGUUGAUACCAAACGCUCAAAACGCUGCCCAGACGCAGCGGCAGCGACCGAGCCCGAGAGUAGUACAUGUUUAUUGUCGAACGCGUUUAUCGGGUUCCCGGAAUUGCCUGAAGAGCCAAGUAGCGGUUCCAAUCGAAGCGUUCUGUGCAGAAUCUGCGUUCGAUUGCCCGACGGGAGGAAAGUGCAGCGAAAUUUCCUCAGAUCAGAAUCGGUUCAGCUUCUCUGGUCGUUUUGCUAUUCCCAGAUUGAUCAAUCGGAGAGGAAGAAGCCGUUCAAGCUGAUUCAAGCGUUCCCCGGUGAAUAUAAGACUCUUUAUUACGGAUCUAACACGAGUUUCGAACAAUCUGGGCUCGCCAACUCGUUGAUCUCGGUGACUUGGGCGUGA